AUGAAUGUACUUUCUAUAAAUCUACGUGGGUUGGGGUGUGACGAGAAGAAAGAUUGGGUUCGUAAUUUGAGAACUUCUAACGAUAUCGGUUUUGUAAUGAUUCAAGAGACACAAUUAUCGUCAAUGGACGGGGUGGAUAUAGGGAGAUUUUGGGGUAAUGGUGAGUUUCUUUGCGAAUGGGUUGAUGCUACAGGUCGUUCCGGUGGAUUGCUUUCUAUUUGGGAUUCGAAGCGGUUCAUAUUUUCAUCGGUGGAGAAGAAUAGAUAUUUUUUGAGCAUUAGCGGUAAACUAAGAGAUAAUGGUAAGGUUAUUACAAUUGUUAAUGUGUAUUCUCCUCAACGUUUGAUUGAAAAAAGAACCUUGUGGGCGGACUUGGAUCGAUGUAUUAUACAAGAUGAGAACUAUUGGAUUGUUGGGGGAGAUUUUAAUUGUGUUCGCGACCGUAACGAAAGGCGUAAUUCCAAGUCUGUGCCGUCUACGUCGAAUGAAUUUAAUGAAUGGAUUGAUAGGGUGGGUUUACAUGAAUAUUCUUUGAAGGGUAGGCGUUUCACUUAUGUUUCUGGUAAUAAAUGUAGUCGUAUUGAUCAGAUAUUUGUUUCAUGGAACUUUUUGAAUGAUUGGGUUAAUGCGGAAUACCAAGCUUUGGCACGGGAGAAGUCGGAUCACAAUCCUAUUUUGUUGAAAGUGGUGUAUCGAAAUUAUGGAGCGAAACCGUUUCGCUUUUUUAAUUCCUGGUUACAAAGGGAGGACUUUGAUGAACUUGUGAAUAGCUCGUUGAUGUCUUUUUCUAGGGAGGGCCGUUAUGAUUUGGUUAUGUUGAAUAAGUUUCGCUUGUUGCGGAAAGCAAUUGUUAAAUGGCGAGAUUCAAAAACCGAGAAAGAAAAGGAGGAAGAGGAAAAUGUAAGGCAAGAUAUCAUUGAGUUGGACGGUAUUAUUGAGGAUCGGGAGUUAACUGCCGCAGAGCAAUGGGUCUAUGUUGAAGCUAAAAAGAAGCUAAAAGAAUUAGAAGAUUUUUGUGCUAAAGAUCUUUGUCAAAAAGCCCGGGUUCGGUGGGCUAGUGACGGGGAUGAAAACACACGAUUCUUACAUGGGGUGGUCAACAAUCGAAGGGUCGCGAACUCUAUUCCAGGUUUGAUGGUUAACGGUGAGUGGGUGUUUAAACCGCAAGAAGUUAAAAAAGAAGUGUAUCGGUUUUUUAGACAUAAAUUUGUUGAAGAGUUGAAGUCUAGGCCUUGUGUGGAGUGUUAUGGCCUUCGUACAGUUAGUGACAAAGAUGCAGCGGACCUUGUGAAACCACUUUUGGAGAAGGAGAUUAAAGAGGCCGAGAUUUGA
This is a messenger RNA of Helianthus annuus (common sunflower), 1332 nucleotides long. RefSeq lists its product as uncharacterized. NCBI's taxonomy places the organism in Eukaryota, Viridiplantae, Streptophyta, Magnoliopsida, Asterales, Asteraceae. The record is from RefSeq and is a predicted model, not a curated record. The transcript has a single exon. Bases 1 to 1332 code for a protein of 443 amino acids. Gene Ontology annotation, molecular function: catalytic activity.